AUGAGAAAAGAGGAGAGGAUAGACAUAGGUGACAGACAAUAUAAACCUUACAUCACAGGGGAACCGGAAGUGUUGCCAGUUCCGUUAGACGGUACCGAAGAUUUUCUGGUCGUGGCCUGCGAUGGAUUUUGGGAUUGCGUCGAUGAGGAGAAAACUGCUGCUGUCCUCUACGAAAUAAUUGAACGAGAUCUACAAAAUUACAAGGAGGCGAGUUGCUAUUUGGUAGACCUCGCAAAACGUUUGCAGUCGCAGGAUAACAUCUCCGUGAUCGUGGUCUUCCUGACCCAUCCGGCGGAGAUCGCAGCAAAGUUAAAACGAUUUCGGUCGUCCUUUGCGACGAGAAUGGAUCCCGAUUCUCCGCAGGACGUCCAGCUAGCAGCAAACUACAACACAGUCGAAGCUGGAUCCUAUCCCUUCGAAAUGAAUUUUGGUACACAUGAUGAGAUUUCAGCCCAGCAUCCAGGAAACAUUCAUGCGGUAGAUGCUGGAUGCUGCCCAUACGAGAUGAACUUUUCGAAACAGCAAGCACCACAGCAUACCAAUGGAUCCGCACAUCUGGAUCCAGAAAACUUGAUCUACGAAAAAUCCAGUAAUGGUGAACACGCGAAUGGUUCUGCGGAUUACGAUGACGACGAGGAUGAAGAUGACUUGGGACCAGAAACAGAUGUCGACGCCGUCGACGAGACCAGCGAAACAGUCGUCCCUUGCGAAAAAAUCUCGCGCGAGCUUUUUCCAGAUAUGCCCGCAUCUGAGAACGAUAAAUUUCGCAGUGAGGAGGAAAAAUUCCAGGCUGAGUCUCCUGCUUCUCCAGACCUCGAGGCUGAAUCUCGUCAACAUGAACUGCUUCCUGAGGCAGAUAAUGUAGCGGACAGCGAGGAUUCCGAGGACGAGUGGAAUUACUACCGCGUCGAGCCAGAUAAGGACAAAGAUUCUUCUGUUCUGGUGAACGAGCCUUCCAGUGAAUCCAAGGAGGAGAAGGAGGCUUGCAGUCCAAAGCCUCUUAUCGAAGACGACUCCGAAAGCGAGCCUCUGAAAGAAGAAUCAAAUUGCAAUUCAAAAAGUGAGACCGAAUUGAGAACACCGUCGCCUGGACUUACAGACACAGAGUGUACUGCCGAGACCAGAAACCCUGAAGAGGAUUUCACCUUCAGAAAGCAGCCCGAAUCUGAACUCGAAGACAUGGAGUUCCACUUGAAUCCCGACGCGAAGGAAUUCAUCCCGCCUUCGAUGUUUCCACAGCGCAUGAAUGUCCCUGAUUUUCCCAUCUCUGGGUCUCCGCUCAAGCAGAUACCCACCGUGAUGGACGAUAUUCCAAUUCCCAGCGAAAGCGAGUUCGACGAGGAAAUUUCUCACAGGCCGAGCGACAUCGAAGAUGAAGGCUCGCCUUUGUCAAAACCCCUGGAUCCCGAGUACAAAAUCAGCCUCGAUGACUCAGAAAUUUCCUCCACCAAAGCCGAAUUCGGCGACGAAUCCACCACAAGUUUUCUCACCACGAGCGAAUUUCAGAGAACCGGAGUCUCCGCGAUGGAUUGUUCCUUUACAGGUUCUGAUCGCGAAGACUACGACAUCUCGAAAGAUCCGAUGGCUAUGUCCUUCACUCCUAGAGAUUUCGAAGCCGCUUUUGAAAAGGGAGUCGAUCUGAAUGCCGUUCAUGAUCUUUCUGAUGUUGACUUUUCGGAUAAUAUGAAUGGAGUUCACGACGAUGAUAUGAAGAGUCCAGAAUUGGAAUCCGUCGAGGAAAAGGAAGAAAUUUCGGAGGAAAACGAACCCCUUUCCCCUUUUGUGUUAGAGUCGCCGACAGAAACUCUGGAACGGAAAUCGCAGAAUCCGUUCGAUAUGGAGAUUUUGAAAGAGACGCUAAAAGAAGAAAACUUUAAAUCUGCGGAAGCCACUGAGCCGGAGGCUGAAAACGAUGAGGUUCAAGCUUGUUUAUUCAAUUCAAACGCAGUGCCUUUUGCGCAAAAUAUGCAGGAAGACAAGGUCUCAGAAUCUGGGAACUCUCAGCUUCUUGGAGAUUUCUCUCCUGAACAGAACGAUGUUUCUCCGGUUCCUCAAGAUUCUGCAUUCGGAUCUUCAUUCAAUCCCGUUUCUCAAUUUGGAUUCCAACAACCCCUGCUGCCUGAAACUGCAGACUUUGCAGCUGAAAGCAACCAGGAAAGUGUAGAUGCCUUCGAGAACGGGGAAAAACUCCUGAAGAAUAAUGAAUGCUUCUUUGAGAACAAGGAAAAUGAUUCCAAGCCAAAUGAAGUCUUCGAGAAUAAUACGUGCUCCUUUGAGCACAAGGAAAAUGAUUUCAAGACAAAUGAAGCCCUCGAGAAUAAUAUAUGCUCCUUUGAGAACAGGGAAAAUGAUUUCAAACCAGAUGAAGUCCUCGAGAAUGAUGCAUCCUUCUUGGAAAACAAGGAAAAUGAUUUCAAGCCAGAUGAAGUCCUCGAGAAUGAUGCAUGCUUCUUGGAAAACAAGGGAAAUGAUUUCAAACCAGAGAAAGUCCUUGAGAAUGAUGCAUGCUUCUCGGAGAACAAAGAAAAUGAUUUCAAGCCAGAUGAAGUCCUUGAGAAUAAUAUAUGUUCCUUUGAGAACAAGGAAAAUGAUUUUAAGCCAGAUGAAGCCCUCGAGAAUAAUGCAUGCUUCUUCGAGAACAAGGAAAAUGUUUUCAAGUCAGAUGAAGUCUUCGAGAAACAGGAAGAAAUUCCCGACUUCGAGCCAGAAGUCCAAACAAACGAUAUUGAAUUUGAUCCAGAGAUUCAAGAGAAAUCGCAGACCAAGUUUGAGUUGAGUUUGGAGGCAGAACAUUUUGAAGAGAAGGUUCCUGAUGUAGCGCAGUUUUCAGAUGAAACAGACAAAUGUGUUCCGAUUGAGACUGAGAAGAUCGAAGCGAAUGAAAUCUUCGAACAGAAAACCAAUUACGCGCCAGUUUUGCAUCUUUCGGAAUCUCAAGAGUUUACAGGAUUGGAACGCCAGGUUAGUGAAGCUAAAGAAUUGGAGAAUAUUGUCGAAUACGCACAAGUCACGGAACCGACAGUUCAGAAGGAAAAUAUUGAUGUAGAGCAGAAGGAUGUUGUCGAGGAUGUUGUCAAUGACAAUGAUUUAGCUCGUGAAUUGACCGUGAAGGUUGAGAAACUGAAGAUAGAGGAACCGAAAAGCGAGGAACCUAUGAGCCAGGAAUUGACGAGCAACGAAGCGAAGAGUGAGGAACCGAAGAACAAAGUUCCUCUUGUUGCUGCUGCAGCUGCAGGAGCCGCAGUUGUUGCUGCGACCGCAGCAGCUGUGAAGGCAACAAAAAAGCCACCGACUACGGCUUCGAAGUCUUCAACAGCAAAAACUUCAACAGCAUCAAAGCCCACAAAAUCGUUGCCCACUUCUCCGACAAAAACGAGCACAGCCGCACGAACGACGGCCACAACAGCGAAGAAGCAAUCCACAACGAUAUCAAGACCAAAACAAUUAGACACCAAGCCUGCGACCGGAAUCGCGAGCAAAACGUCGUCUGCCUUUAAAGCCAAUCCAGCGCCAAAAGCUGCCACAACUGCUACGAAGAUGGCCACACGUCUCAGUACCGCUGCCCCCAAGCCGAGAACGUCCGUCUCUUCUCCAAAACCAGCAUCCGCUGCCGGGGAUAAGAAACCCACCACCAACGGUGAAGUUAAAUCCUUGGCGAGCAAAUCCACAGCUUCCAAACCAGCAGCGAGACCGACGAGCGCAGCUGCAUCCAGAACAACCCUAGUCAAGUCUUCCUCGACCACUCGUGCUUCCAGUUCUACUACUACUACCGCCGCUGCUGCUCCUGCGAAGUCGAGACUAGUGUCGACUUCCACGGUGACGAGAACUGCAACAAGAAGUGCUACGGCAACCACCAACAGGCCGAAGACAGCGCCAGCGACAACGGGAUCAACGGUUGGAUCCGCAAGACCACGCGUUCCAUCCGCAAAAUCUCCGAUGAUCGACAAGCAAAUAAAGGAAACGGCGAACAAGCAAAUUUCAUCUUCUCGUGUGAGUUCAGUGGGCGUCACAAGAACAAGUCGCCCAUCAACGGCAACUUCGACCACAUCUACGACAGUUAAGCGCACUACGACCCUCAAAUCUGCGACAGCUGCCACUGCCACAUCUGCAACCUCGCCGACGAAAAAACCCGCUCCCAUCUCAAAAAAUUACAAACCUCUCGCCAAGACUACCGUAAAAAGUGCCGGCUCAACGACGAAGAAGCCCGUUCAAAACGGCAAUUGUGAGGUUAAGAAAGUCGAAAGCGUCACCACGAUGACGACGACAAAUCUCGAGGAGGACGUGCCUCAAAAAGAUAUUUCGCCGAUUGCACCUCCCACUGACAAUCAACUCAUCAUGACCUCUGAAUGAACGGGGUUUGAUUCCACUCACGAAUUCGAUAGAGUUUAUACUACUGGCUUCUACUAUACGUUGCACCGAUAGCUUUCUUAUAAGUUUUGAAACCGGUAUCCGAUCGGCGACUCUUCGAUCACGUUUCUUAAAUCGUGUUCCUCAAAUCUCUCUUACAAAAUUCCUCGCAUGCUUGCAAGGUUUGUUCCUUUUUUUUUACUUCAAAGCACUUUUUUAAUUUACUUAAGACUCUUGCCCUCUAAAUUCAAGUUUUUAAAUCACAUAUCUUCGAAACUCCGAUUUUAACAAAACAUGACAAACUUACAGAACAAAGAAAGGGCUCAGAUCAAAGAAUUUCCAUUUUAACUUUGAUACUUUUCUAAGUCUCGAUGAAGGAUUUUUACAGCAAGAGAUUUCGGGAAUGAGCUUGAAGGGAUCGCUUGAUCCGCAGUAGUAAUUAUAUGAAGCGAACGAUAAAGUUUUUAAUAUACCUACGUAUGAUAAACGAAUAAUAUAUAGAUAUUAAAAGUUAUAUAUUUACCUAUUUCGACGUACCGUAUUAUCGCUUUACUGCUUCGGUGUGCUGUGAAGUCGCAUUGAAACUUAAUGAAGAAAAAGAAAGUUAAAAAGAGAGAGAGAAGGCUUGACUUCUGUUGUGUAAAUACGCAGUUGAUGGUGAAGAUUAUUCGUAGAUCGAAAAGCGCAGAGUCGCGUGGUGCUCGACACGGCCUUGCAUGUUUGAUUUUUAUGAUCAGGAGACGAUCGUUACUGUUUUUUGAUCGUAGCAGAUCGGCAAUUUGAAAGAGCUCGCUUGUUUCCGCUGAGAAAGGAUUCAAUAUUACGAUUUUGUUGAUGAGCGCGCAUGGAAUUGUAUUGCUCUUGUAGGAAAUUAUCUCAAGAUAAGAACCCUCGGAAAAUUUCUAUCGACUCAUAUCGUCUCUCGAUUGAAUUCAUAUGUCGAUUUUCCAACGGAUCUCUUAUCCUCGAGAGAAGGUAAACAUUUUUUAUAUUUUUUAAUUUUAUAUGUGCAUUAUAUAAUUCGUAAUUAUUCAUCGUACAUUGUAAACCUAUUUAUUUUGUUUGUUCCUAUCCGAAAGUUGAGUAUAAACCAACGAAAUCGUCACCGACUUCCUUGUACUACCGUCUAUAUGUACAGCACCUUUAUGAUUUAAUGUGAUACCUUAUUAUUAAAUAAAUUCGACAGUAUAAAGAAUAAAGUUUAUAAAAAAAGAGACGAGGGUGUUACUUCGAUUCGUCUGACGAUCGCAGUUUUCAUAUUUUACUUUAAGAACGGUUUAAUAAAUAAAAUAAAGAAUAAA
Messenger RNA from Belonocnema kinseyi, 5648 nucleotides. RefSeq names its product microtubule-associated protein futsch-like. Lineage: Eukaryota; Metazoa; Arthropoda; Insecta; Hymenoptera; Cynipidae. The coding region runs from base 1 to 4350 and encodes 1449 amino acids. The record is from RefSeq and is a predicted model, not a curated record. The transcript has 7 exons.